Heterostelium album PN500 is the source of this 2715-nucleotide messenger RNA. It is a transcript of the gene gflC, whose product is annotated as PHD zinc finger-containing protein. The transcript is spliced from 5 exons. Bases 1 to 2715 code for a protein of 904 amino acids. Lineage: Eukaryota; Evosea; Eumycetozoa; Acytosteliales; Acytosteliaceae. The record is from RefSeq and is a predicted model, not a curated record.
AUGCUAUCACCAAGUCUCAAAACUAUCUUUAACAUUUCACAUGGUUUGAAUGAAAUAAAGAUACAUCAUCAUCAUCAUCAUCAUCAUAAUUAUAUAAAUAAGAUAAAAACAAAUUGUAUCAUCUAUAUAUUCUAUAGAUUUUGUUUAACUCAUACAAUUCGAAAUCUAGAAGUACCAAAGUUAAUAGUUGAUGGCAUUGAUUAUUCAUUUUCGAGUGUUUUGGUAGAUUCACAUUUGGAUUGCUUCAUGCAAGACUCUGACAAUAGAUACUCUGAGAUUGGCCCGAUCAAGAAGAAGUUGAACAUGUCCACAAUGAUCACUGAGGAUGUUCGUAGACGUAUCAAAGACUCCUCUCAAAAGGCUGAGAUUGAAAAGCGUCACAAACAUACUGUACAGGUUUUAGAUUUAGCUGGAAGAAAAGCAAAGACAUCACCAGUUGCCAAGUACUCAACACCGUCAGCAUCUUCACAGACACUACCAUCGAAACCACCGAAACGUUAUGCCGGUAACAAGACAAUAUCAACAUCGUCAACUCUUCACUCUGUGAUGUCAACGAUUGCUUCACAGCAACAUGGAUUACCAACUAAUAGUAAUAAUAAUAGUAUUAGCAAUAACAAUAAUAAUAGCAAUAGUAGUAGUAGUAGUAAUGGAAGUUCAUUAUCACCAAUACCAUUAUCACCAGAGCCACAAGGUUCUUCACCAACGGGCAGUGGCAGUUCAAUAUCACCAAGAAAGUCGCUGUCUCCACUACCCACCAAUACUAACAGCGUUGGUGGUAGUAAUAACAACAAUAACAACCGUUUUGCAUCACCACCUUCAUCUAUUCCAAUACCUGUACCUACAAUAACAACUACUUCACCACCAUUACCAACGAUUCCUUCAAUGUUAGGCUCAGAGAAGUCAUCGUCAUCGUCACGUCAUCAACAACAACAACAACAACAAUCAAAGAAUAAUAAUAAUAAUAGUCAAUCGAGAUCACCACCUAUAUUACCAUCUAAUAGUAAGAUAACAACAUUACCAACAUCAUCAACAACAACAACCACAUCUAAUAAACAAUCAAGUAAAUCACAAACAUCAUUAUCAUCAAGAAAAUCAACAACAGGUCAACAACAACAACCAUCUAGUAAAUCUAAUAAGUUAUAUCCUCCAAGCUUGUCGAGUGGAGGCGGAACAUCACCACCUGUAUCACCACCAUCAUCACCACAAACCAUUUAUAAUUCAAAUAGUAGCAAUAGUAAAUAUAACAGUAGUAGUAGUAGUAGUAGCAGUAGUAAUAUAUCAAAACAACCACUUUUAUCAAAUCAAUCAUUACCAUGGACAAGAAAUGAACAGAAAUCAGAGAGUGCCUUGAAAUCACCAAUACCAACACCCACACCAAUCAAACCGAUUACAUCAUCAUCAUCAUCAAAGAAUCAAAUGGAUAUAGAUGAUGACUUAUCAUCUGGUAGUAGCAGCAGUAGGGUAUCACCAAUACCACCAGAAUUUGAUCAUCCUUCAUCAUUACUCAAGAAACCAUCGAAACAACCAAUUUUACCACCAACACCAACAGCACCAGUAUCAACUCAAUUAAAUGGAUUGCCAACCAAUAAUACAGCCAAUGAUAUAGUUUCAAAUAAAUCAUCAUCAUCAUCAUCAACAACAACAACAACAACAUCAACAUCAACAAACAGUAUAAAACAACAACAAAAACAAGAGAAAGAAGCAGAGAAGGAAAGAGAAAGAGAAAGAGAAAGAGAAAGAGAAAAAGAGAGAGAAAAGGAAAAGGAAAGAGAAAAAGAGAGAGAAAGAGAAAGAGAAAGAGAGUUGAAGGAACAACAAAAAGAAAAGGAGAGAGAACAAAGAGAAAGAGAAAGAGAGUUGAAAGAACAACAAAAAGAAAGAGAACAAAGAGAACAAAGAGAAAGAGAAAGAGAGUUGAAGGAGCAACAACAACAACAGCGCGAAAAAGAAAAAGAGAAAGAGAAAGAGCAGAAGGAGAAGGAUAGAAAGCUGCGACAACAACAACGUGAGAAAGAGCAGAAAGAAAGAGAAAAGGAGCAACAACUUCAACGUGAGAAGGAGCAGAAAGAAAGAGAAAAGGAGCAACAACUUCAACGCGAGAAGGAGCGUGAGCAAAAGGAACGCGAACAGAAAGAUCGUGAGCAAAAACUGAAAGAGCAGAAAGAGCGUGAGCAAAAAGAACAGCUGCAACGCGAGAAAGACAAAGAAAGAGAACAACAAUCAUUAAUUGAAAGAGAAAUUUAUAAUAACAAUGGGGGACAUAAUAGUCAAUCUAUCCGUAAUAAUAAUAAUAAUAAUCAUAGCAAUAAUAAUAAUCAUAGUAAUAAUAAUAAUAAUAAUGGCGAUGAACCAAAUUAUAAUAAUAUAGUAAUAAGUAGUAGUAGCAAUACGAUGUUUACAAUCAACAAUGAAAAUGACUAUCGAACUUUGGUGGAGACAUCCCGCAGGAAAUACCUACGAUACGAACAGAUCUAUAUGUUCAUCACUAAGAACAUCGAAGACUUUAGGAAACUUCAGAAAUCACUCGAUGAAUGUACCAACGAAUCUCAAAAGGUUGAACUGAGAAAGGAUAUUCAAAAUCUAUACGAUGAACGAGAUGAGAAAGUAAAAAAAGAAAAAGUAGAAUAUAAGAGAUUGGAAAAUGAAAUUAAAUCGAUAAAGAAGGUUUUAAAUGAUUAUAAUCAACAAAAGAAUAGCAGUGCUGCUAAACAAUGA